Taeniopygia guttata (zebra finch) is the source of this 3148-nucleotide messenger RNA. RefSeq lists its product as uncharacterized. The record is from RefSeq and is a predicted model, not a curated record. Lineage: Eukaryota; Metazoa; Chordata; Aves; Passeriformes; Estrildidae.
UUUAAAAGCGAACGGCGGGGGAGGGGGGAGCUGUCGGGAGUGGCGGGCGCUGGGGUGGGAAGAGGAGGAGGAACGAGCGAGGGCUGUGCUCACGGGUGGAGUUGCGUAACGGGGGCUCCGGGCUGGAGGAGUGGACGCCGCUAAGGAAGGCGCCAUGUCCCACCGGCGGGGGGCAGUAGGCACGCUCGCACCCCCCGCCCCGCCCCGGGCGUGGCGCUGUUGGCACAAGCGGGAAAUAAAGGCUUCCCGGGAGCAGGAACGGGGCUGCGAGGGAGAUGCUUGGGUCGGCGGACAACGGUCGCACGGAAGGGCGGGGGCCGCCCCCGCCGUUGGUUUCGCCCACGCCCCCCGCCUCCCCCGGGAGCCCGUGACAGGUGGAGCGGGCCCCGCCGGCGCGCGCGCUUGGCGCGAGACGCGCGGCAAGUCUCGCGAUGCCUCGCGGGCCUCAGGGCGUGAGGGCGGGGAGGGCCCGGGCCCGCCGCGGCCGGGGAGCGCGAAGGACGGCGCGGGGAGCGGCGGGGAACGCCGGGGAACGCCGGGGAACGCGGGUUCUGGGCACGGCUCCGUGUGGAUCCUCACACAUUUUCUGGUCCUGAUGGUGAAGAGAGACUGGCAGGAAUGGAGACCUGGUCAAGACAAAGUCUUAAAUAAUGCAAGUGAAGACUGAGUAGUGUGUCCAUGCUGCUCUUAAAAGCAGACUCUUGUAAUGUAGCUCUGCUUUCUGAUGCAAAUGCAGGAAGAACAAAAAAAAGCAUCUUGGUUUGAUGAUGUUGCAUUUCUUCAUAAAAGAGUCAGCUGCCAGUUUGUUGGGAGUAGUGGUAUAAGAGACAGGCACUUGUGUUUAAAGUCUCUUGCAACUUGUGAGUUGCAAGUUUGAAAUUCAGAUAAAGCCCAAGUUAUUUUUGGUUCUGGGAAUGGGCCAGUCUGCUAAUAGUGGAAACACUAUGAUCAAACAUCUGUGUUCAUGUGUAUUGUCCGUGGUUCUCUGUCAUGGAUUUUCUCAGCAGACUUUCCUCAGGUGCCAAAAUCAGUGCCAAGAGCCUGACUGGUUGGGAAUGUGCCAUAAAUAUGGGAUUUCAAUGCAGAUUGUUUCUGUGGUUCUGGACUCUCAGGUGUAAAAUUUCCACUUUGCAGUAUCCCGAAUAUAAAUCAGCAGAAAGUUGAGUAGACAAAACCAUUUCUCAGUGGAAGAAAGGGAUUGUUGAACAACAGAGCAAAUCAGGGGACCACAGAAGCAGAGUCCUAGUCCAGCUGAAACUUGUGUGCAGUUGAAGUCACAACCCCUGAGUUACCUCUCUAGUCCUGUCAGUGCCACCCUUAACCCCCUAUACCCUGCCUGAACUGAUGGCUUUGAAUUUCCAGAUGUUCUUAUUUGUUUGUUUAUUUGCUGUCACUUCCAAGUCAGGUAGCAAAUUUGAAGGAGCAGUAGAUCAGUCCCUGUUGGACACAAUUGAAAUCUCAUGGUCUUCCACAAAAUAAAGUACUCCAGGCAUACUUUAUAGUCACCUGCAGCAAGAUCUACCCCUGGAAAAACUGUGGUGUUUGAAGCUGGGUAUAUCAGUUCCAAUUGGUUUGGUUUUCAUUUUUGAAAACUUUGAAGUUCUGGGCAGCUGCAAGCCUUGACCAGCUAAUCAAAUGAGGGCAGAGGUCCUCUCCUUAGCCAAGAGUCUGCAGAAGCUCAGGAGCCACGUGUGAUCUCUACUGAUGCUGCUCUUUAAGGAUUUUGAGGUGUGGAGUCAACAUUAUGCUCCCAGUAGCUCAGGAGGCCUCAGACUAUGAGGCAAAUCCUUUUGCAGCAGAGCAGGCAAAAUGUGAUGAGACAGCCUUGGAUUCAUGUGGCAACGUGCAUGUAUUGAAAGACAGCAACAAAAAAUGCAGACUGACCAACAGAACCCACAGGAUGCCAUUUUGUGUCCUACAGAACAUAAAUUAAUACUUACAUUGUUGCCAUCUUGCCAAAUUUUAGUCAACCUGCCUAAAAUACGUGGCUAUUUGGCACAUGAGGGAAAGCAGCAUAAACUAGUAAAAUCUGCCAGUAGGUCAAGGAGAAAGGAGUUUCAUUAAUGUUUUUCUGCAUUUGUUUUCCUUACUGUUGUUUUCUUUUACUCCAAGGUAAAUAUAAAUUACUGAACAAUUUUCUUGAUAUUUGGAACAAAAAAUCUUGUGGUACUUCCUUUUUGUACUCUAGCAGUGGCUUUUCUAUUGUCCAGGAGUUUGUAUUUAAAUUAUCUGCAAUUUUCUUUCUAACUACCCACUCUAAAGUUCUGGUGGGUGUUGUGUGAUGAUCUGUGUUUUAACAGUAUAUGGUGGUCAAGAAACUGGGGAAGCUGAUCUAAACCCCAUUUAUAUAUUCAUUUUAUGUUGUUUUUUUUUCCGCACAAAAAAUGCAAAUGCUUUGCUAGCAAUAAGGAAAACCUAUACAUGGAUAGGAGAAUUAUUAAUGAAAAUAGGAAAAAAAUCAUCACAAUGCUCUUUAUUACUAUGUUGAAGAAAAAAUUGCUUUUUAAUCUCAUAAAUACUUUCCCAGCAUUGGGUAGUAAGGGGAGUGAACUAGUCUAGGAAAUGGGUUAUUAUAAAGAAAAAAAUACAGGGUUUUUUAAUGAAAAUUUUGAAAAUAAAGGCUAAAUGCUGUGGUUAUAGACUUUAAUUAUUAUUAUUCUGUCUUGCUUGAAUCAUGUGGUCGUUUUUGUCUAUUGCUCUCUCUGUCCUUGGUUAGGAUGAGUUUAAAACCUGGAUUGUCUUUGAAAGGCUUAAUGUGGGAAUGCAUUUGGGAGUUAAGUGGUAAUUCAUGGUCAUAAGAAGUCCACACAGUCACCAGGUAAGCAGUAAUAUCCAUCCCUGUGCAGCAACAUGUCAGCAAUUCAGUGCAAACAUGGAAAACCAUGAAUUUGUGCCAUCACCUUAACUGUAUUCUGAGCUGUUUGAUGAAAUUCAGAAAGCAGGGCGUUUUGGGGUGUUCUGUGGAUUUGCUGUGUAAGAGACCAGUUCUGUGCAUGCCAGCAUGAGUGCAGGGACCCUUUGCUGAAGCUCUACCAGCAGAAGAAACAAUUGUUAGAAGAUCUGUAUCCUAUUUUUGCUGUGUAUAGAUCUAUGUUGUACUAACUGACAGUUUCUGCUGACUUGGAGAAAUAAAUAAUGUCAAAAAUUA